CCCACAGGAAAAAAGUAGUGGGAGAAAAAAUUCUUUUUGUAUCCAAUGCCAUGAUGGUGAUAGUGAUGAUGAUGAUGCUUACAAUCAAUCUUUUUACAACACCCAAUUCCCUUCUCUCUCUAUAUCUCUCUGUUUUUCUCUCUAAAAAUUAUGAUAAAUUUUUUUGUUCAUUAGCUCUCUCUGUAAAUGGAAAUCAAUUACAGGGACAGCCAAUGAAAGGCAAAUCCAUUAAGAUAGGCGAAUGGCGAUGGAAGAGAAGUGUGGGUGUUGGGCUAUUUUAAGACGCAGUGUUAGUGGUAACUGUAAACCCUCUGAUUCAAGAAAUUCUGCAAACUCAAUCCCUAAAAGUAGUCUUGUUUAUGAUGCAGUUACAGAGACAAGAUACCUCAAUGCCAGCAACCGGGGAAUGUGUGCUCCAGAUGAAGCACGAAGCUCAUCUGAAGAUCCCAAAUCAAAUCCACUACCAGCAGAAAAAGAUGCACCCCGCCAACUGCUGCAAUUUUCUUUCCAGGAGCUAAAGUCAGCAACCGGAAAUUUUAGACCGGAUAGCAUUCUCGGCGAGGGUGGAUUUGGAUACGUCUUCAAAGGAUGGAUUGAGGAGAAUGGUACAGCACCUGCGAAACCUGGGUCGGGGACCACAGUUGCAGUCAAGAGUUUGAAGCCAGAUGGUGUUCAAGGCCAUAGAGAAUGGGUGGCUGAAGUCGACUUUCUUGGACAGCUUCAUCACUCUAAUCUGGUUAAGCUAAUUGGAUAUUGCAUUGAAGAUGACCAAAGGCUACUGGUUUACGAAUUUAUGACCCGUGGAAGCCUUGAAAAUCAUCUUUUCAGAAGGACCAUACCUCUUCCUUGGUCCAACAGGAUAAAAAUUGCACUUGGAGCGGCCAAAGGAUUAGCCUUUCUCCACGGAGGAACUGAACCUGUCAUUUACAGAGAUUUCAAGACGUCAAACAUUUUGCUCGAUACGGAGUACAACGCAAAGCUUUCAGAUUUUGGUUUGGCAAAAGCUGGUCCUCAAGGUGACAAAACACAUGUUUCAACAAGAGUCGUUGGCACAUAUGGUUAUGCUGCUCCAGAAUAUGUAAUGACAGGUAUAUAAUAACCCUUACUCUAAUCAAUCCUAGAAAUGUAAGGCAAUGUUCAGUUUAUCUGAGGUAAUAAUAAGCAUUAUUAAUGUCAUUAUCUUUGACGUGAUUUCAAAAAUUUUUAAACAUGAAAAUUAUAUUGACGGUAACAUCAUAGUUAGGAAAAUAGCACCACUGGUCCCCAACAUAAUGCCCUUUUAGCUAGUUGGUCCUCAACAUCUAAAAUAAGCAAGUUGCUCACAAACAUUUCUUUAUAGUUGC
Molecule: messenger RNA, 1343 nt
Organism: Olea europaea var. sylvestris
Lineage: Eukaryota; Viridiplantae; Streptophyta; Magnoliopsida; Lamiales; Oleaceae
Product: probable serine/threonine-protein kinase PIX7
Exons: 5
Coding region: 242-1096 (284 amino acids)
Biological process (GO): protein phosphorylation
Molecular function (GO): protein kinase activity; ATP binding
Source: RefSeq, a predicted model, not a curated record